Messenger RNA from Lindgomyces ingoldianus, 792 nucleotides. RefSeq names its product ribosomal protein S26e. Gene Ontology annotation, molecular function: structural constituent of ribosome; mRNA binding. Bases 98 to 460 code for a protein of 120 amino acids. Lineage: Eukaryota; Fungi; Ascomycota; Dothideomycetes; Pleosporales; Lindgomycetaceae. Gene Ontology annotation, cellular component: ribosome; cytosolic small ribosomal subunit. Gene Ontology annotation, biological process: translation. The transcript has 5 exons. The record is from RefSeq and is a predicted model, not a curated record.
GUCAAUUUCGACCGUCCAGAUCCGUGAGCAAGCAACGAACCCCAACGACGACACAUCUUACUGACUCUUAGAUACUAUAUCUUCGACUCAGCCCAACAUGGUCAAGAAGCGAGCGUCCAAUGGUCGUAACAAGAAGGGCCGCGGCCACGUUAAGCCCAUCCGCUGCUCCAACUGCUCACGAUGCACACCUAAGGACAAGGCAAUCAAGAGAUUCACCAUCAGGAACAUGGUCGAGUCUGCUGCCAUCCGUGAUAUCUCUGAUGCCUCCGUCUUCCCCGAGUACACCGUGCCCAAGAUGUACUUGAAACUCCAGUACUGCGUUUCGUGCGCCAUCCAUGGCAAGAUUGUCCGCGUUCGUUCUCGCGAAGGUCGCCGCAACCGUGCCCCGCCACCACGGGUCAGGUACAACAAGGACGGAAAGAAGGUCAACCCCCAGCAGGCCGCUAAGACUACGUCGUAGGGGAUGGCAAAAGGCGAUGGAUAUGGAGAGGAACGGUGAAGUCAUGGCGCUUGGUAUGGGUCUUAUGGGUCCUUUCGGAAUCUCAUACUGGAAACAUGCAUGAAUCCAAAGAAGUGCAGGCCGAAGUGACGGUUUCAUGGUUGCGAAUGCUUGCUCGGGAUAUGGUGAAAACCAGUGGCUAGCUAUGGACUUGUAAAACGAAUCCCAAUUCGAUCUGGAUCAAACUUUGGUGCCAGUACUGGAGUGAUCAAUUAUAAUACAGAGUGUGAAAGCAUAUUAGUUCUGGUAUUGGUAUCCAUAUUCAAACAAGCAAACAAACGCCUAGAUAUGGC